Messenger RNA from Notechis scutatus (mainland tiger snake), 1192 nucleotides. RefSeq names its product enoyl-CoA delta isomerase 1 (gene ECI1). Gene Ontology annotation, biological process: fatty acid beta-oxidation. Gene Ontology annotation, molecular function: delta(3)-delta(2)-enoyl-CoA isomerase activity. The record is from RefSeq and is a predicted model, not a curated record. NCBI's taxonomy places the organism in Eukaryota, Metazoa, Chordata, Lepidosauria, Squamata, Elapidae. Gene Ontology annotation, cellular component: mitochondrion.
CCCGCCCCCCAGCAAGAUGGCGGCGAGAUUGUUGGUUCGGCUGGUGGACCGGGCGGCCGGGCCUGGCGGGGCCCUUCCGCGCCCGCUGACUCGCCUGGCCUUCCCUGCGUGGCCGAGGCGCCGGAUCAGCGGGGCCAGCCCGGUUUUGGUGGAGCUGGACGAGCGCGCGGGCGUGGCGGUGGUGCGGCUGCAGCAGCCGCCAGUGAACGGGCUCAGCCUGGCGCUGCUGACCGAGCUCUGCCUGGCGCUGCAGAAGCUGGAGGACCGCCGGGCCUGCCGCGGCCUCGUCUUCACCUCGGCCAUCCCCGGGAUCUUCUCGGCCGGGCUGGACAUCACGGAGAUGUGCGGGCGGAGCGAGGAGCGCCUGGGCGAGUUCUGGAGGGCCGUGCAGCAGCUCUGGAUCCUCCUCUACGGCAGCCGCCUGGCCACCGUGGCCGCCAUCAACGGUUCCAGCCCCGCGGGAGGCUGCCUGGUGGCCUUGUCGUGUGACUACCGGAUCAUGGCUGAGAAUCCCAAGUACAACAUUGGCCUGAAUGAGACAAGAUUGGGCAUAGUGGCCCCUUUUUGGUUCAAGGACUCUUUGCUGAACACUGUUGGCCAUAGGGCCACCGAGCGCUCCCUCCAGCUGGGACUCCUGUAUUCUCCUCAAGAAGCCCUCAAAAUUGGCCUCGUGGAUGAGUUGGUGCCUGAAGAGAAGAUUCUAGCCAGAGCUGCAGAAAUCAUGGGCCAGUGGCUGGCCAUUCCAGAUCACGCCCGACAGCUCUCCAAGUCCACCCUACGGAAGCAAACUCUUGACCACCUGCUGAUGCAUCGGGAGGCUGACAUCCAGGACUUUGUGCGCUUUAUUUCCAGGGAUGCUAUUCAGAAGUCUCUCCAGAAGUACAUGGAGAUGUUGAAACAGAAGAAGGCCUGAAAAGGAGUGGGGGUAGCCUUUCCUCUUGUUGGGGCUUGAGGGAGUUUCCUGGCAGCCUCACGGUUGCCCCAUUCUGUCCUUGGGCCUCGGUAGACUGAACGUGUGGUGUCUGACUUUAAUGGCCUUUGCCUAAUUUGUUGCUGGAAUUUGGACUGCAGGGCUCAGCUGGUGGCUGGAGAGGUUAGAAAGGGUUGCAGGGAGGCAGCUAAGCCACCUGGGUCUGCUUAGCUUUUGUCUUUGUAGGAAACAGGCGGAAUGGCAGUUUUCAAUAAACCCUUA